AUGGGACAACCUGGAAACUCCAGCCAGUAUUCGGUUCCACACGAAGCACGUAAAGUUCUGGAAGAAGGCAUUUUUGCAAAUACAUCAAUCUCUCAUAUUCUCCCGACAGAAGCAAAGAAUUUUGCAGCCUGCGUCCGUUUUGUGGGAUCUGACAAACCGAGCAUUCCGAUCAACUGGCGUUUGGCAGAAUCUGCUGCUGCGCUCAAAGGGCUUGAAGCAUGUUUGGUUGCUACACUCCUAAAAACCAAAUACCACGUCGACAUAAGUAACGCCACAAUCAAUACAGACCACGCACAGUUGCUGAUCAUGUCAACCGUGGUCUGGUCUGUUCAGCCUUCAGAUGGAAGGGGUGAAGGGCACUCCUUCUCUCUGAUCGAGUACGCAAAAGAGCUAUUCAGGUACAUUCCUCAUUACGACUUCCAUCGGAGUGCUGGAUCUUGUCAUCGUGCGGCCGCAACCAACAUCUACAAAACGGCUGACGGAAGAUACUUUCACGUCCACGGUAGCAUGAAUCCUGAUCCUACUCUGGACUAUCUCGGCCUUCCACAUGAUAUGCCCGCCGCAUCCCUCCAGGAUGCGUGGCCGCCUUACGUUAAACGAGUUUCCGAGUUAUCAAGUCGCGAAAUUCAGGAUAUGGCGGACGCAAAUCGGCAAGCUGGCGUGACAUGCCAGAGUUUCGAUUCAUACAGAGCCUCAGAACACGGCAAGGCGAACUCGCACGUUGGGCUGUUUGAAAUCAAGGACUGUCACAACUCUUUGCAGCCGCCAUGUUGGUGGCCAGACAGCCCUCAAACUUGUGCUCAACGGCCUCUAGCUGGUCUCAAGGUGGUAGAUCUGUCCCGGAUCAUCGCAGCUCCCGCAGUCACGCGCGGGCUUGCUGAACUAGGUGCUUCCGUGGUGCGAGUGACCUCCCCCCAUCUUCCCGACAUGUCUGCUCUUCACAUCGACCUCAACUGGGGCAAAUGGAAUUGCAGCAUAGAUAUCAAGUCUGAAGAAGAACGAAAGCUCCUACGAGACCUUAUCCUGGAAGCGGAUGUGGUUGUACAAGGAUAUCGACCUCAUUCUCUUGACAAAUAUGGCUUUGGUCAAAAAGACAUAGUUGAUAUGUGUUUCAAAAGACCUAGAGGAAUUCUUUCGGUCCGCGAAAACUGUUACGGUUGGUACGGCCCUCGAAGUAUUCGGUCUGGAUGGCAGCAGAUUAGUGAUGCCAGCGUCGGCAUAUCAUGGGGCUAUGGCAGAGCCAUGGGUCUUGAGCAAGACGAGCCGGUGACGCCAGUUUUUCCCAACAGUGACUAUAUGACUGGGAUAGCCGGGGUGAGCGCCAUCUUGACAGCAUUGAUCCGACGCGGUAGACAAGGUGGCAGUUACGAGAUCGAUCUCGCUCUGAACUACUACAAUCAGUGGCUGGCAUCGACAGUCGGUGAGUAUCCGGACGACGUUUGGAAAGAGGUUUGGGCGAGGCAUGGGAAGCCGGUCUUUAGGUCAUAUCAUAACAUGGAGUACACGAUUCCUAGAAUGCUUCAAACGUUGAAGCAGAACAGUGGUCGCGUAUUAUUCAACCCGGAAUUUUUCGAGGAAAACAAAGUCUCUUUGGGAUAUAAUAUUGGUACACGGGGGAAUGGGAAGGAUGCCGCGAAAUGGCCACAGGAUCUUAUGACAGAAGUCAUUGUAUGA
Messenger RNA from Exophiala oligosperma, 1674 nucleotides. RefSeq lists its product as uncharacterized. Lineage: Eukaryota; Fungi; Ascomycota; Eurotiomycetes; Chaetothyriales; Herpotrichiellaceae. The record is from RefSeq and is a predicted model, not a curated record. Bases 1 to 1674 code for a protein of 557 amino acids. Gene Ontology annotation, molecular function: catalytic activity. The transcript is spliced from 3 exons.